Molecule: messenger RNA, 1056 nt
Organism: Entrophospora candida
Lineage: Eukaryota; Fungi; Glomeromycota; Glomeromycetes; Entrophosporales; Entrophosporaceae
Source: the annotation of a GenBank genome assembly
AUGUAUUAUAAUGAUACAAGUGAUGAUGAAGAUCCCUUACCGGUUCAAUCUUUAGAAUUCACAGUAAAUAAUAAUCAAGAACAGAAUAAUGAUUAUUCAACAUGUAUAUUGGUGGAUUUGUUAGAUAGAGAAAUUGUCAAAAAAACUGAAGAAGAGGGAAAAAAAUUAGGAAUCUGUAUGCAACAUUUCAAUGUUGAUCAAAAAUAUCAUAAAAAUAAAUUGAAAACUACAAUACCUGUAAUUGAUAAAAAUGUCCAGGUUCCUUGUAAUGAACAAAUAACCUGUCAUGCAUUAAAUAACUUUGGUGUGAUUUGCAAACCAGAAGUUGGUAUAGUUACUAAAGCUCAAUAUAUAUGCUGUGAAUGUUACCAAAAUCAUGGAGGGCAUUUACAUGUGAAAAUGGGAUCUGGAAAAUCACUAUUUGAUUGUGAAAAAUUUGGUUUACAUAACAGUGACCAUUCCACUUCCUUUGAUCUUCUAGAAACACAAGAAAUGGAAGCAAAAAAUUCAAGUUCAAAAGCAGUAAUAGAAAUAUUAACAAUAUCUGACCUGUUAUAUACAAAAGUGCCAAGUCCUUUUGUACUAAAGGUUUUCCUGAAGAUGUACAAAAAAAAAUUAGAAGAUACCAAUUCUUUUUCAUUAAAUGAACAAAGCAAAACUUUUGGUCAAAAUAUGGCAAAAACUCUAUGGAAUUCACAAACUAUGUUACUUGAACAAAAAAAUAAAAUAAAAAUGCCUGAUUCCUUGAAUGAAUAUUAUAAUGCACUUGCUCCUUUCUUAACUUCAGAAAGUGCUAUAAACCUUUUUGACAAAUUGUUGGUUACAUCAUUACAGAUGACAAUAGAAAAUGAUGUCAUUAAAUAUCAGAAAGAUUUUGAUGCUUCAACAAUCUAUCAAAAAAUGAUGAAGUGUGUUGAACAUGAGUGUAAUUAUUCUCCAGGAACUCCAAAUAAAGAUGCUGGUGUCUUUGAAUCUGUAGAUAUGUAUUAUAAUGAUUAUGAAAUAAAUCAAGAAGAUUACAUAGAUAUUGUUGCAGAUGAAUCAAUAUUUACAUAA